Rhizopus microsporus ATCC 52813 is the source of this 2106-nucleotide messenger RNA. RefSeq names its product DEAD-domain-containing protein. The coding region runs from base 1 to 2106 and encodes 701 amino acids. Lineage: Eukaryota; Fungi; Mucoromycota; Mucoromycetes; Mucorales; Rhizopodaceae. The record is from RefSeq and is a predicted model, not a curated record. The transcript has 5 exons. Gene Ontology annotation, molecular function: nucleic acid binding; ATP binding; RNA helicase activity.
AUGAGCGAUGAUUUUGUAAUGACAAUAGACGACGACGAUAAUGUCGUUGUUAGUGAAGAAAUUGUUGAAGAAGAAGUUGUUGAAGAAAAAGCUGAAGAAAAGAAGAGUAAAAAUAAGAAGGAUAAUAAAAAGAGAAAGGCACCUGAAGAGGAUCAGGAGGAAUUCAACAAUGAAUUCACCUUUGCCAUGGACGGUGGAGGCGCAAAGGGACUCAAAAGCGGCUGGGACUUUACAACUGCAAAGGGAAUGCUCAAGCCAAAGCAGAACGAUAUUGACAGAGUGACGAUUGAUGAUAUUAUUGCCAGAAAGAAACAGGAGAGUAAGAAAAAGACUAAAAAAGUAACAGAGAAAGAAAAAGAUGAAUUUGUCGCAAGUGAAGAAGAAGACGAUGAUACCUUGGAAGCCAAAGAUACUGACCAAGCACCCUCUGAUUCUGAAGAAGAAAGCUCUGAAGAAGAAGAGAGUUCCGAAGAAGAAGAUGAUGAUGACAGUGGUGAUGAUAUUGAAAUGGACAGUGACGAAGAGGAAAAGGAAGAUGAGGCAGAGAUUCAGCGUAAAAAAGAAUACUUUGCUGAUGAAAGCGAGGUUGAUAGACAAGAUCAUGUCUCUUUUACUUCCAUGAAUCUUUCUCGACCCAUCUUGAAGGGUAUCAGCAACCUUGGCUUUAUCAAACCCACCAAGAUCCAGUCACAGACCAUUCCUCUUGCUCUUAUGGGCAAAGAUAUCUGUGGUGGCGCUGAGACAGGUUCAGGUAAAACCGCAGCCUUCAUCAUCCCUAUCCUGGAACGUUUACUAUACAGACCUCGUCAGACACCAUCUACACGUGUGCUCAUUCUCUGUCCUACUCGUGAAUUGGCUGCACAAGUUCAUGACGCUGCUGUCAAGUUGGCGGCCUACACCGAUAUCUCUUUCUGUUUGUGUGUGGGUGGAUUGAGUUUGAAGACACAGGAACAAGAGUUGAAGCUGAAGCCAGACGUUGUUGUUGCCACACCAGGUCGUUUAAUUGAUCAUGUACGCAACACCUCUGGAUUCCACUUGGAUGCUUGUGAAAUCUUGGUUAUGGACGAAGCUGAUCGUAUGUUGGAAGAUGGUUUUGCGGAUGAAUUAGGAGAGAUUAUCAAGUCAUGUCCCCAAUCUAGACAAACCAUGCUUUUCUCUGCUACAAUGACAGAUAAUGUCGAUCAAUUGAUCCGUAUGUCUUUACAUAACCCUGUUCGUCUGUUUGUGAAUUCCAGCAAUCAAGCUGCAUCUCGUCUUGUGCAAGAAUUUAUUCGUAUCCGUCAAGCACGUGAAGCAGAUCGUUCAGCUGUACUUCUUGCAUUAUGUAAAAAGACGUUCAAGACCAAAGUCAUCAUUUUCUUCCGAUCCAAGGCUGCAGCACAUCAAAUGAAAAUUUUGUUUGGACUCAUGGGACUGAACGCAGCUGAACUCCAUGGUAAUCUGACGCAGGAGCAGCGAUUGGAAGCAUUAGAAAGAUUCAGAGAUCAUGAAGUAGACUACUUAUUAGCCACAGAUUUAGCUGCUAGAGGUUUGGAUAUCAAGGGAAUUGAGACAGUCAUCAAUUACAAUAUGCCAACUCAAUUCGCACAAUACCUUCAUCGUGUGGGUCGUACGGCAAGAGCUGGUCGAAACGGACGAUCCGUCACUUUGGUAGGAGAAGCAGACAGAAAAAUGUUAAAGAUGGCCAUAAAAUCAACUGCAGGAUCACAGGUCAAGAACCGCGUUGUUCCUGCUGAAUUAGUUCAGAAAUUCAAGCUAAAGAUUGAAAAGUUACAGAAAAAGAUCAAGGAAGUUUUAGAGGAAGAAAAGGAAGAAAAAGCAAUUAGAAAUGCAGAGAUGCAACUCAAACGAAGCGAAAACUUGAUAAAACAUCAAGAUGAGAUCAUGUCACGACCUGCUAGAACUUGGUUUCAAUCAGAAAAAGACAAGAAAAAGGCAAAACAUCAAGCCACAGAACCAAAACAAGAAAAAGUAGAAAAGAAGACAAAGAAGGAUAAAUAUGAAGGUAUGAGCAGAAGAAAGAGAAGAAGAUUGCAAGCAAUGGAAGAAGAAGCAGAAGAAAGAAGGCUGCAAAAGGAAGAGAAUGAAAGCAAAAAGAAGAAAUAA